AUGGAGCUCUGGCUUUGGCCGUCGGGCGGCGCCUGGCUGCUCGUGGCUGCCCGCGCGGUGCUCCAGCUGCUGCGCUCAGACCUGCGUCUGGGCCGCCCGCUACUGGCUGUGUUGGCACUGCUGGCCGUGCUCGACUGGCUGUGCCAGCGCCUGCUACCCCCGCCAGCCGCACUCGCCGUGCUGGCCGCCACCGGCUGGAUCGCAUUGUCCCGCUUGGCGCGCCCGCCACGCCUGCCCGUGGCCACUCGCGCGGUGCUCAUCACCGGCUGUGAUUCUGGUUUUGGCAAGGAGACAGCCAAGAAACUAGAUGCCAUGGGCUUCACGGUGCUGGCUACCGUGUUGGAGUUGAAUGGGCCUGGUGCCCUAGAGCUGCGUGCCUGCUGUUCCUCUCGCCUGAAGCUGCUGCAGAUGGACUUGACCAAGCCGGCAGACAUCAGCAGGGUGCUGGAGUUCACCAAGGACCACACCACCAGCACAGGUCUGUGGGGUCUAGUCAACAAUGCAGGCCUCAAUGACAUAGUGGCAGAUGUGGAGCUGUCUCCUGUAGCCACAUUCCGUAACUGCAUGGAGGUGAACUUUUUUGGUGCCCUUGAGCUGACUAAGGGCCUCCUGCCGCUGCUGCGUCGCUCCAGGGGUCGCAUUGUGACCGUGGGCAGCCCUGCAGGAGACAUGCCCUAUCCAUGCUUGGCAGCCUACGGAACCUCCAAGGCAGCUAUGGCACUGCUAAUGGAUGCAUUCAGCUGUGAACUCCUUCCCUGGGGGGUCAAGGUUAGCAUCAUCCAACCUGGCUACUUCAAAACAGAGUCUGUGAAAAAUGUGAGCAACUGGGAACAACGCAAGCAACUGCUGUUGGCCACCAUGUCCCAGGAGCUGCUGCAGGCCUACGGCGAGGACUACGUCGAGCACUUGCACGGGCAGUUCCUGCACUCGCUCCGCCUGGCGGUGCCUGACCUCAGCCCCGUGGUAGACGCCAUCAUUGACGCGCUGCUGGCGACUCGGCCACAACGCCGCUAUUACCCAGGCCGUGGCCUGGGGCUCAUGUAUUUCAUCCACUUCUACCUGCCAGAGAGCCUGCGGCGCCGCUUCCUGCAGUCAUUCUUCAUCAACCCCUGCCUGCCUCGUGCACUGCGGCCUGGCCAGCCUGGUGCUACCCCUACUCAGGACCCCAACCCCAAUCCCACCCCAGACCCUUCCUUGGCAGGAGCUCGAUGAGCUGCCCCAGCUUGGGAGGUCCUAUGAGCCCUUGCCCUUGCCCUUCCCCUGGGCACGACAACUCCCUAGAGCCUGGUCUAAAGAACUCC
This is a messenger RNA of Ochotona curzoniae (black-lipped pika), 1301 nucleotides long. Its product is annotated as corticosteroid 11-beta-dehydrogenase isozyme 2. The coding region runs from base 1 to 1212 and encodes 403 amino acids. Gene Ontology annotation, molecular function: oxidoreductase activity. The transcript is spliced from 5 exons. The record is from RefSeq and is a predicted model, not a curated record. NCBI's taxonomy places the organism in Eukaryota, Metazoa, Chordata, Mammalia, Lagomorpha, Ochotonidae.